UCUAGUAUUGGCAUGUCGGCCGCUGUUGGUCGUGACUUCGUGAUCCUCCUCAGGGCGGCUCGCACCCUCAAGUUACAUAGCAUCCUUAUUCCCUUCUGACGUAUGGCAGGCGCUAAAAUUUUCCUAUAAGACCAACCAACCCCGCUUUCCGAAAUCUGUCUCUUCUAAGCCCCGUGCGUAGCCGGUCACCAUCCAACUUUCCAAUGGUUCAAAUCACUCCACUCCUUCAAGUUCUUGUUGCUGCCGCGCAAGCCGCUCCUCUCGCACGCGAUGUUUCUCCCAAUGCCCUUGCUAUCCGGCAGGAUAGCACGAGCGAGCUUCCCUCUCAAUGCCAAAGCAUCUGCCAAGUCGUCGACACAAUCACUACCUGCAGCACCACUGUGUCUUGCAUCUGCGCGUCGGCUAUCGGACCCGAGCUUCAAUCAUGCUUGGUUUGCGUCGUUGCGGCUGAACCAUCAACCCAGACAGAAGCUCAGUCCGCCCUCGACAGCUGGAACGAAGCUUGCGGUGGAUCUCUCACUCUUACUAGCGGAAACUCGACAGUGACUGCAAGCGGAAGCUCGACAGUGACUACAGGCGGAAGCUCGACAACUAGCGCUAGCAGCACCACCUCCACUAAGACCACUAGUACUAGCAGCAGCGGCAGCAGCCCUCUCGUCGGCGGCGGUGUUGUUGGCAUGAAAGCAGCUACCGGGGCCUUCAGCCUGGCUGUUGCCAUUGUUUGCGGUAUUCUCAUCCUCUGAGCAUAAGUGCCGACUUGUGAUCUUUUAGGGCCGUUUUUCUGGACAUCAUCAUAUCAACACUUGUUUGCGUAACAAGAUAUCGUUCA
Molecule: messenger RNA, 829 nt
Organism: Suillus paluster
Lineage: Eukaryota; Fungi; Basidiomycota; Agaricomycetes; Boletales; Suillaceae
Exons: 4
Coding region: 204-743 (179 amino acids)
Source: RefSeq, a predicted model, not a curated record